Messenger RNA from Hemicordylus capensis (graceful crag lizard), 10360 nucleotides. RefSeq names its product protein-arginine deiminase type-2-like. Bases 7930 to 9687 code for a protein of 585 amino acids. The transcript is spliced from 21 exons. Gene Ontology annotation, molecular function: calcium ion binding; protein-arginine deiminase activity. NCBI's taxonomy places the organism in Eukaryota, Metazoa, Chordata, Lepidosauria, Squamata, Cordylidae. Gene Ontology annotation, cellular component: cytoplasm. The record is from RefSeq and is a predicted model, not a curated record.
AAGCCCCUGAAGUUGUGAGUGCCUGGCCUUCUGAGUAGACAUGUGCUGAGGGGUCUCUAAGAGGGCUGGGGGCGUCAUUCUCAUGCGGGACUUCAUGUCUUUGCAAUUGAGAAGCCCCUGAAAUUGUGAGAGCCUGGCCUUGUGAGUGGCCAUAUGCUGAGGGGUCUCUUAUAGGGCCGGGGGGCUUCUAUCUCAUGCGGGACUUCACGUCUUUGCAACUGAGAAGCCCCUGAAAUUGUGAGUUCCUGGCCUUCUGAGUGGCCAUACAUUGAUGGUUCUCUAAUAGGGCUGGGGGGCUUCUAUCUCUUGCGGGACUUCAUGUCUUAGCAAUUGAGAAGCCCCUGAAAUGGUGAGUACCUGGCCUUCUGAGUGGACAUAUGCUGAGGGGUCUCUAAUAGGGCCGGGGGGCUUCUAUCUCGUGCGGGACUUCAUGUCUUUGCAAUUGAGAAGCCCCUGAAAUUGUGAGUGCCUGGCCUUUUUAGUGGCCAUAUGCUGAGGGGUCUCUAAUAGGGCCGGGGGGCUUCUAUCUCGUGCGGGACUUCAUGUCUUUGCAACUGAGAAGCCCCUGAAAUUGUGAGUUCCUGGCCUUCUGAGUGGCCAUACAUUGAUGGUUCUCUAAUAGGGAUGGGGGGCUUCUAUCUCUUGCGGGACUUCAUGUCUUUGCAAUUGAGAAGCCCCUGAAAUUGUGAGUGCCUGGCCUUCUGAGUGGCCAUAUGCUGAGGGCGGUCUUAUAGGGCCGGGGGGCUUCUAUCUCAUGCAGGACUUCAUGUCUUUGCAAUUGAGAAGCCCCUGAAAUUGUGAGUGCCUGGCCUUCUGAGUGACCAUACACUGAGGGGUCUCUAAUAGGGCUGGGGGCAUCAUUCUCAUGCGGGACUUCAUGUCUUUGCAAUUGAGAAGCCCCUGAAAUUGUGAGUGUCUGGCCUUCUGAGUGGCCAUACAUUGAUGGUUGUCUAAUAGGGCUGGGGGCGUCAUUCUCAUGCGGGACUUCAUGUCUUUGCAAUUGAGAAGCCCCUGAAAUUCUGAGUUCCUGGCCUUCUGAGUGGCCAUAUGCUGAGGGAUCUCUUAUAGGGCCGGGGGGCUUCUAUCUCGUGCGGGACUUCACGUCUUAGCAAUUGAGAAGCCCCUGAAAUGGUGAGUACCUGGCCUUCUGAGUGGACAUAUGCUGAGGGGUCUCUAAUAGGGCCGGGGGGCUUCUAUCUCGUGCGGGACUUCAUGUCUUUGCAAUUGAGAAGCCCCUGAAGUUGUGAGUGCCUGGCCUUCUUAGUGGCCAUAUGCUGAGGGGUCUCUAAUAGGGCCGGGGGGCUUCUAUCUCGUGCGGGACUUCAUGUCUUUGCAAUUGAGAAGCCCCUGAAGUUGUGAGUGCCUGGCCUUCUGAGUGGCCAUAUGCUGAGGGCAGUCUUAUAGGGCCGGGGGGCUUCUAUCUCAUGCGGGACUUCAUGUCUUUGCAAUUGAGAAGCCCCUGAAAUUGUGAGUGCCUGGCCUUUUGAGUGGCCAUACAUUGAGGGGUCUCUAAUAGGGCCAGGGGGCUUCUAUCUCAUGCGGGACUUCAUGUCUUUGCAAUUGAGAAGCCCCUGAAAUUGUGAGUGCCUGGCCUUCUGAGUGACCAUACACUGAGGGGUCUCUAAUAGGGCUGGGGGCAUCAUUCUCAUGCGGGACUUCAUGUCUUUGCAAUUGAGAAGCCCCUGAAAUUGUGAGUGCCUGGCCUUCUGAGUGACCAUACACUGAGGGGUCUCUAAUAGGGCUGGGGGCAUCAUUCUCAUGCGGGACUUCACGUCUUUGCAAUUGAGAAGCCCCUGAAAUUGUGAGUGCCUGGCCUUUUGAGUGGCCAUAUGCUGAGGGGUCUCUUAUAGGGUUGAGGGGCAUCUAUCUCAUGCGAGACUUCAUGUCUUUGCAAUUGAGAAGCCCCUGAAAUUGUGAGUACCUGGCCUUCUGAGUGGCCAUAUGCUGAGGGCGGUCUUAUAGGGCCGGGGGGCUUCUAUCUCAUGCGGGACUUCAUGUCUUUGCAAUUGAGAAGCCCCUGAAGUUGUGAGUACCUGGCCUUCUGAGUGGACAUAUGCUGAGGGGUCUCUAAGAGGGCUGGGGGCGUCAUUCUCAUGCGGGACUUCAUGUCUUUGCAAUUGAGAAGCCCCUGAAAUGGUGAGUACCUGGCCUUCUGAGUGGCCAUACAUUGAUGGUUCUCUAAUAGGGAUGGGGGGCUUCUAUCUCUUGCGGGACUUCAUGUCUUUGCAAUUGAGAAGCCCCUGAAAUUGUGAGUGCCUGGCCUUCUUAGUGGCCAUAUGCUGAGGGCGGUCUUAUAGGGCCGGGGGGCUUCUAUCUCAUGCAGGACUUCAUGUCUUUGCAAUUGAGAAGCCCCUGAAAUCGUGAGUGCCUGGCCUUCUGAGUGGCCAUAUGCUGAGGGGUCUCUAAAAGGGCUGGGGGCUUCUAUCUCUUGCGGGACUUCAUGUCUUUGCAAUUGAGAAGCCCCUGAAAUUGUGAGUGCCUGGCCUUCUGAGUGGCCAUACAUUGAUGGUUGUCUAAUAGGGCUGGGGGGCUUCUAUCUCUUGCGGGACUUCAUGUCUUUGCAAUUGAGAAGCCCCUGAAAUUGUGAGUGCUUGGCCUUUUGAGUGGCCAUACAUUGAUGGUUCUCUAAUAGGGCUGGGGGGCUUCUAUCUUUUGCGGGACUUCAUGUCUUUGCAAUUGAGAAGCCCCUGAAAUUGUGAGUGCCUGGCCUUUUUGAGUGGCCAUACAUUGAUGGUUCUCUAAUAGGGCCGGGGGGCUUCUAUCUCAUGCGGGACUUCAUGUCUUUGCAAUUGAGAAGCCCCUGAAAUUGUUAGUGCCUGGCCUUCUGAGUGGCCAUAUGCUGAGGGGUCUCUUAUAGGGCCUGGGGUGUCAUGCGGGACUUCAUGUCUUUGCAAUUGAGAAGCCCCUGAAGUUGUGAGUGCCUGGCCUUCUGAGUGGUCACACAUUGGUGGUUCCCUAAUAGGGCUGGGGGCGUCAUUCUCAUGCGGGACUUCAUGCCUUUACAAUUGAGAAGCCCCUGAAAUUGUGAGAGCCUGGCCUUCUGAGUGGCCAUAUGCUGAGGGGUCUCUUAUAGGGCCGGGGGGCUUCUAUCUCAUGCGGGACUUCAUGUCUUUGCAAUUGAGAAGCCCCUGAAAUUGUGAGUGCCUGGCCUUUUGAGUGGCCAUGCACUGAGGGUUUCCUAAUAGGGCUGGGGGCAUCAUUCUCAUGCAGGACUUCACGUCUUUGCAAUUGAGAAGCCCCUAAAAUUGUGAGUGCCUGGCCUUGGGUCUAUUAUAGGGCCAGGGGGCAUCUUUUUCAUGCGGGACUUCACAUCUUUGCGAUUGAGGAGCGCCCAAAAUUGUGGUGCCUCGCCUUCUUGGUUGCUAUUGAUUGACUGAAUGAUUGUAGACUCUUUGCGACCACAUAGUCUCUCAGGUAUGUUCUGUCUUCAAUUUGGCCUUUAAGGUCUCAGUGGUGCAUUCAUUGAUGCUGAUUUUGAGUCCAUUCACCUUGCUGCUAGUCGUCCCCUUCUCUUUCUUUCAACUUUCCCCAGCAUUAUGGACUUCUCAAGGAAGCUGUGUCUUCCCCUUUUUCUGUCCGAAGUAUAAUAGUUUUAGCCUGGUCAUUUCUGCCUCCAGUGAGAAUCCUGGAUUUAUUUAUUUGAUGAUCCUCUUUUUUUCUUGGCUGUCCAUGAUGUCCUCAAACGUCUUCUACAGCAACAAAGUUCAAAAGCGUCAAUGCUUUUUCUGUCUGACUUCUGCAAUGUCCAGCUUUCACAUCCAUAGAGUGUCAUGGGGAAAAGCACUGUCCGAACAAUUCUAAUCGUUGUAGGUGUAGACACGUCUCGACAUCUAAUAUGCUUUCCAAGGCCUUCAUUGCAACCCUACCAAGUGCUAGUCUGCGGCGUCUUUCUUGACUGCUGGAUCCUUUACAGUUCAUGGUCGAUCUUAAAAGGCAGAAGCUAUCCACCACUUCAGUGUCUUCAUUGUCAAUUCUGAGGCUGGUUGCUGUACCAGUUGUCAUUCGUUUAGUCAUUGUCCCAUUUUUUUCGCUGGGCUCCUUGACUUUCAUUACAAGAGCUUGCAGACCAUCCACAUUCUCAGCUAUCAGAUUGGUGUCAUCAGCAUAGCACAGGUUAUUGAUGUUUCUUCUUCCAAUGUAAAAACCACGAUCAUCUUCCAGUCCAGAUUGUCUCAGUAUAUGUUUAACAUAUAAGUUGAAAAAAUAAGGAGAAGGUAUACUGCCUUGUCUUAUUCCUUUGCUAAUCAGGAACCAGUCUGUUUCAUACUGGGGGCCCCUAAUUUGGCUGGGGUCUUUCUCAUGUGGGAUUUCACGUCUUUGCAAUGGAAAAGCCCCUAAAAUCGUGGGAUCCUGGCUUUCUUAGUGGCCAUACACUGAAGGUUCCCUAAUUGAGCGGGGGUGCUGCUUUCAGAUGUUGGACUUCAUGUCUUUGCAAUUGAGGAGCCCCUAAAAUUUUGGGAGCCUGGCCUUCUCAGUGGCUAUACAUUGAGGGGUUCUUGACUGCAUAACUUCGCCCUUCAUCCUGUGAGUGAGGUGGCAUCUCCAACCUGCUCCUACCAUCAGCUUCGCCCACGGAGGAGGCAAGAGAUGGUGGAAGUGUGGCAUCCCUGACCACUUCAAGCAGCGUGGUGUGCUGAACAGGCUUUGCUUUGGCUGAAGGCACCAGGUGAGUGGACUCUGAUCAAGCAAGGAGACAUGGCCUUAAGCUUUAAGGUUUCAUUCUCCUUGGUCUGGGCUCUGGGAUGAACAGAGCUAGUCCUCAAAAAGCCUUUCAAAAGAGAGAAAAGAAUAAAAGUCUUUAAAAAGGUUUGUUUGUUGUUCAGAAUGCGAAGGGGAGAAAAGACAGAAGAAAUUAGUGCAGAAGGAGGAAGAAAACCAUGCAGAAAGGAGCAAGAGGAGACAUGCAAAGUGAAGAAGUUGGCAAUUUGGAGGAGCUGACAUGUUCAAGAAGCUUCAGCAAAGAAAUGGGCAGGUUGUGCUUGCACAAGUGGGAUGGCUUCACUGCUGGCUUUCUCUCUGCCAUGGAUCACUCUGAGUAGGGCUGAUUUACCUGCAGCAUGGCUUUCUCGUGCUGGACUUCAUGUCUUUGCACUGAGGAGCCCCUAAAACUGUGGGUGCCUGGCCUUCUUAGUGGCCAUACACUGAGGGGCCCCUGAUUUGGCUGGGGUGCGGCUUUCAGAUGCUGGACUCCUUGUUUAGAAUGCAAAGGGGAGAAAAGACAGAAGAAAUUAGUGCAGAAGGAGGAAGAAAACCAUGCAGAAAGGAGCAACAGGAGACAUGCAAAGAGAAGAAGUUGGCAACUUGGAGGAGCUGACAUGUUCAAGAAGCUUCACCGAAGAAGCGGGCAGGUUGUCGAUGCACAAGUGGGAUGGCUUCACUGCUGGCUUUCUCUCUGCCAUGGAUCACUCUGAGUAGGGCUGAUUCUCCCUCUGUUCGGAGGAGUAUAUCCACCAUCCUUCGGUUACACUCCUUCCUCCUGAGGAGGAUGACUUUCAGGUAGGUGUCAACAUUUCAUUUACCAGCAGCAUAGUCUCCUCAUGCUGGACUUCAUGUCCCUGCAGAGACUAGCCUUUAAUUUGGCUGAGAGGUGGCUUCCUCAUGCUGGACUUCAUUUCUUGGUACUAAGGAACCCCUAAAAUUGUGCGUGGCCUCCUUAGGCUGUACUUAAUAUCUAUUCAGUGAGUAUCUCCUGAUUUGGGUGGGACAUGGCUUUCUCAUGCUAGACUUAAUGUCUUUUCGCCAGACCCACCCACCCCUGCCUGGUCUUUUGGUACUGCUUUUUCCUGUUGGACUUUACAUUUGUUCUUUGAGUAUUUCAUUUAAAAGGAUGGCAGCAGCUUCAAUCCUGGCUUCGUGACUUUGCUCUUUUUCUGAGUGAUGGUGAAGUGGUACCUCCAAGCUGCCCCAGUCACAUUCUUCAGUUUGGUCUGCCCUGCCCACGGAGGAAGCAAGGGAUGCUGGGAGUGUGGCAUCCCUGACCUCUUCAAGCAGUGUGGUGUGCUUUGCAGGCUCAGCUGGCUGAAGGCACCAGAAGAGAACAGGAGAAAGACUGAAGAAGCGACUGCGGACCAAGGAGAAAGGCCACCAGAAAGGUGCAGCAGGAGCCCUGAAACCUGGAGAAGCAGGAGAAGAAGACUGGCCAUCGAGAAGCAGGAGAGGAGGGACGGGCAGGCUCCCCUCCUAGGAGCUGGCGGGCUUCAUGCUUGUCUUCAUGACGGAGUGGCAGUUCUGUCGCAUUGAAAUAUCCCCACUCCGCUGUGGGGCAGCUUCGACACGAAGAUGGUGGCUGUCUCCAAGGGACUCGAAUCUUCUGUGGCAUCUGAAUAGUGGCACAGCCCUGUGAAGCAGCUUAGCCGGCCAGCUGGUGGUGCCCUCCCAAGAGCGGCACGCGUGAGGGGCAGUUUUCUGGCAGUUCCGUCUUCAUGCCUCUGCUGUUUCCUGCUCUGAGAAGUCCCCGAGAUUCUUGGAGUGUGGUUUCCUCCAUGCCUGGCUUGAUGUCUCUGCUCCGCAUUGCUCAGAGCAGCCACUGAGAUGACUGGAGAGCAGCUGACCUUGGGUGUUUCCGGGGGUUUAUCAGGAAUGGCUUCCCUUGCCCCCAUUAUUUCUGUAUGCUGCUUGCAAUAUUGUCUAAAUACAACCUUAAAAUACUUUAACAACUAGAACAAAAAUAGGUGUUAAAUAGGAUAAAAUCUAAAAACAAAAACUAGUGUAGUAUAACAUAAGAAAUAGGAUAAAAUCUAAAAGUAUAAACUAGUGUAGUAUAAUAAGAAAUAGUUGUUAGUUUAAUAUGGAAACUAGUUCAAAGCCCUUUCAAAGCAGAUUAAAUAUUUUAGACCCAUCAGCAUAUUAAAAUAUUCCAAGCAGCAUAUAGAAAUGAUGAGAAAAGUACACUGAUACUAAAAGCCUGAAACCCCAGAACACAGGGGACUUAUUCCUCCCAGGAAUCUCUCAGGUAGCUCUUGAGUGUCUCCAUCCAAGCCAGGCUGGCUGCCCUUGGAAACCUCUUGCUCUGAUCAGCCUCCCAGGUAGCUGGAAGGAAUAUGGCUUGUGUGGCUUUCUUCCUGCCUGACUUCAUAUCUCUGCCCCAGGUUGCUCCAGCUUUUCAGACCCCACUGAAGACUGGCUGCUUCCCAAGGAGCCUGCAUACCCAUUUGGUGCUCUGAGCAGUCGUUUGAGCUGCGCCCCUGCCCCGUCUCCGGCCUCCUCUCCACUGCCCACGAGGCAGCGUUCCAUCUCUGACCACCACUCCGUUCAGCCUGGCAUGCUGGGCAACUGCCAAUGGACAAAAGAAAUGACUGCAGAGAGAGAUGAGCAACAGGAGACCCAGGAUCAGAAGAAGUUGGAGGAGGAGACCAGGAUGAAGACUCUGUGAGAUGAACUUCAGGCUUGCAGGAUGCUGAAGAUGGUAUUUCGGAAGAGCCAUAAGCCAAACCGAACGACAGGCCAUUUUUCUCCAGCGAUCUUUGUGGGAAAUGUCUGCAGAGCUCUCUUUCCAAAGCUUUUAAAAGGCAACUGACCUCCCCGGUACAAAAGUGGCUGUCACAACAUCCUGGUGGCAAGGAAUUCCACGGACUGACAAGGCAUUGCAUGUAGAAGUAUUUCCUUUUGCCUGUCAUGAACUGGACCAGCAUUUUGAAGACAGCUCUUACCUGUUGGCUUGCCUUGCCUUCCCCUUCAUAAGAACAGCCCUGCUGGAUCAGGCCCAAGGAAGCCCAUCUAGUCCAGCAUCCUGUUUCAUACAGUGACCCACCAGAUGCCUCUCGGGAGCCCACAGGCAAGAGAGCAGCACCGGCCGAGGCGGUCACGUUCAGCGUGAAGCACUCGGACGGGGUCGAGGUCGACAUCGUUAGCAGCGGCCAGUCGGAGCCGGCGCCAGGGAAUGGCGGGAAGCAGUACCCGCUGGACCCCAGGACGAUCCUGCAGAUCCGAAUGACCCAGCCCAGCACCGAAGCCAACGACAACAAAGUAACUGUGGGCUACUACGGAGAGAACGGUGGCCACCCCAUAGACCAAGCUGGUAUUUUCCUGACUGGCGUUGCAAUUUCACUGGACGUCGAUGCAGACCGUGACGGGGUGGUGGAGAAGAACAACCCAAGGAAGGGCACAUGGACGUGGGGUCCAGACGGACAGGGUGCCAUCCUGCUGGUCAACUGCGAUAAGGAGAGCUUCUUCAGCAUUGCCGAGGACUGCCAGGAUGAGAAAGUUUACUGCAAGGAAGAUCUGGAGGACAUGUCCCGCAUGGUCUUGAGAACGCGGGGCCCCGACAGGCUGCCUCCUGGGUACGAGAUGGUUCUCUACAUUCCUAUGUCCGACUCUGACAAAAUAGGAGUCUUUUACUUGCAGAAUCCCUUCUUUGGCCAGCGUUACAUCCACGUCCUGGGCCGAAGAAAGCUCUACCACGUCGUGAAGUAUACGGGGGGCUCUGCAGAGCUGGAGUUCUUCGUGGAGGGGCUGCGCUUCCCAGAUGACAGCUUCAGCGGGCUCGUGACGGUCCAUGUCAGCCUUCUGGAGGCCUUGGCUGAGGGUAUUCCACAGACCCCGAUCUUCACAGACAGUGUCGUCUUCCGGGUUGCUCCGUGGAUCAUGACGCCUAACACCUUGCCACCUGUCAAUGUUUUUGUGUGCAGCGUGAAGGAUAACCAUCUCUUCGUCAAGGAGAUCAAGAGCUUGGUGAGCAAAGCCGGCUGCCAGAUGAAAGUUUGCUCGCGGUACAUGAACCGCGGAGACCGGUGGAUGCAGGAUGAAAUUGAGUUUGGGUACAUCCAUGCUCCUCACAAAGGCUUCCCGGUGGUCCUGGACUCCCCGAGGAACGGAGGCCUUCAGGAUUUUGCUGUCAAGGAGAUUUUGGGCCCAGAUUUUGGCUACGUGACCAGAGAGCCCCUGUUUGAGGAGGUCACCAGUCUGGAUUCUUUCGGCAAUUUGGAAGUCAGCCCUCCGGUGACGGCCAACGGGAAGGAGUAUCCUUUGGGGAGGAUCCUCAUUGGAAGCAGCUUCCCCACAUCCGCUGGGCGAAGGAUGACGAAAGUGGUCCGUGAUUUCCUCUGUGCCCAGCAAGUCCAAUCACCCGUGGAGCUCUAUUCUGAUUGGCUGACUGUGGGUCACGUGGAUGAAUUCGUGACGUUUGUCCCCAUUCCUGGCAAAAAGCAAUUCCGGAUGCUCAUGGCCAGCCCUUCCGCCUGCUACCAGCUGUUCCGACAGAAGCAGAAGGAAGGCCACGGUGAAGCCAUCAUGUUCAAAGGAUACACCGGCACAGACACGAAACGCGUCACCAUUAACAAGGUCCUCUCCAACGAGAUCAUGGUGCAGGAGAACCAAUACGUGCAGCGAUGCAUCGACUGGAACCGAGACAUCCUGAAGAAGGAGCUGGGUCUGCAGGAGAAGCACAUCCUCGACAUCCCUGCCCUCUUCCGGAUCGACAAACAAGGCAAAGCCAUCGCCUACUUCCCCAACAUGGUCAACAUGAUCGUGCUGGCCAGGGACCUGGGCGUCCCGAAGCCCUACGGCCCCAUCAUUGAGGCCGAGUGCUGCUUGGAGGAAUACGUCACCUCCCUCAUGGACCCCCUGGGGCUGAUGUGCACCUUCAUCGACGACAUCUCCUCCUACCACAACCAGCUGGGAGAAGUCCACUGCGGCACCAACGUCCAGCGGAAGGCCUUCGCCUACAAGUGGUGGCACGCCUUGCCCUGAGCGGCCGUGGGGAGGGGAGGGGAGGAGGAGAAUCCCAGGGCCGGAACUCCAAGGAAGGGGGUUCAGACAACCCGUUCCCCGCCUGGCCCUGGGCUGCCCACCGCGAGUGGCAAAUUGGGGUGUCUCUCAGGGGUCCACGGAGGCCCAAUGGACUCUACAGCCAGCGCCCGCUGGAGAGGCUGUAGGGGCCAACAGGCCGUGGGGCCGAGGGGGAAAGGGUUGUCUGAAUCCUCCUCUGAGAGAAGCUGGUUUUCCUGCCAGCUUGCUUCUUUGCUUGGAGUUGCCUGGGGAGGUUUUGGAGUUCGUUAGGGAGCAUCAUAAGGCACUGUUUUGUUUUCCAACAACUUUGCGCCUACUGUGUGUGUGUGUGUGUUUUCUUCUUCUUUCCUUUUGCCUGCUAGUCAACAGGUGUGCCGGCUUCCUCUUCUCGAGCACGCAGCAAGCCCCAAACCCAUUCCAUUGUGUGCAUUUGUGUGUGUGUGUGUUGGAGGCAUUGGAGUUUAUGGCAGCUGGAGGCGACAGUCCUGGUUUGGGGGCAUUAUACCAGAGAGGGAUUUCACGAAGCCACGGAACAGAAGCUGCUGCAUCAGAGUUCAGAGGGGCAGGGAUUUGAAACCAUGGUAAUAAACAUGCGGAAAGCCUUCAGUGGUCUUUUCUGCAAAUGUGCCUUUCA